Messenger RNA from Malassezia globosa CBS 7966, 3000 nucleotides. RefSeq lists its product as uncharacterized. The coding region runs from base 1 to 3000 and encodes 999 amino acids. Gene Ontology annotation, biological process: vesicle fusion with Golgi apparatus; intracellular protein transport; transcytosis. The record is from RefSeq and is a predicted model, not a curated record. Gene Ontology annotation, cellular component: Golgi membrane; cytoplasm; Golgi stack. The transcript has a single exon. NCBI's taxonomy places the organism in Eukaryota, Fungi, Basidiomycota, Malasseziomycetes, Malasseziales, Malasseziaceae.
AUGCUACACGGAUUUGAUCUGCUGCGGCAGCAAUACAAAAAGUAUUCGGCACAAAGUGGCAGGGCACAAACUCCCAGCUCAACGAUCACUGUCCUGAGCGAGCGGCUUAGUGAUCCAGCAACACAACAUGAAGACCGCCGUGCUGCUAUCUUGUCGCUAAAGUCUCUCGUACGCGACCAUGCAGAUAAGGUCAGCGAGCAUGCGCUCGUUCCCCUGUUGCGCUGGAUCAAGUCUCGUGAGCGCGACGAAGAGAUGCUCCGCGCUGCCGUGGAGUGUUGCUUGGCUCUGUGCCAAGCCCAUCCCGACGAUCCACGUACAACUGCGCGUGCUAGCAAGAAUAUGUCGCGUUUAUUGGAGGAAAAAGACGCUCUGCUUACGCUGCUUACGCUUCUGUCUCCUGAGCAUGGGUUUUAUACGCGAUUCGGUGCAUUGCAGCUUCUCGUGGUCCUUGUUGAGAAUCGACGACUUGAAGUUCAGGAGUAUGUUUUAACUGCGCCCGGCGGCUGCAGUUCCGUGCUCCAGUGUUUGGAAGCGGCACCGAGUUCCAGCACCGAGAUCAUUCGGAAUGAGGCGCUCUUGCUCUUACCCCAGCUGCUUCGAGAUAAUCCAGACAUUCAAAAGAUCACUGCAUUCGAAGGCGCUUUUGAACGCUUGCUCGAUAUCAUGGCGCAGGAAGGACGUAUAGAGGGUGGCGUUGUUGUUCACGAUGCACUUGAAGGUCUCGAAACUCUCUUACUGCAGAAUGUGUCGAACCAGAACUAUUUCCGAGAAACUCUCAGUAUUCCGUUGCUUGCGCCGCUCUUAUUUUAUCCACCUCCCUUACCAGCACACGCGCCCGAUCAUGCACAGCAAGAACACCUCACACAUAAGCAGGCCUUUCUUUUGCAAGAAUGGGACGAACAGAAACUUGCGAAUGCCCAACUCCUGCUUCGCUGUGUUCGUCAUUUGAUUGAUGGCCAAGGUGAGGGACAUAGGUCAAAUCAGCUCGUCAUGUGUAAGACGGGCCUGGCUGAAGCACUUGUGCAGCUGGCCAUGGCGAGUCUUGCGCCCCUCCCGCUCAAAGCCGAUGCACUGCAUGUCUUAGCCUCUCUCUUGCGAGGCUCGCGCGCUGCACAGGACUUGAUCAGUGCUAUGGUCAUUACUCCUGUCGUGUUAAAAGAGCAUUCUGUCCCAGUAGCAGAAGGUUUGCAACCGCCGAUGGAGCUUGCGUGGCAAUCACCACAUCCAGCGAUGUUGCGACUCGUCGAAAUGGCUCUUCGUGUGCCUAUACAACCGACCGACUCGCCGCGCAUGGCUCUUCGUGUACGCUGUGCGGCACUGCAGGCAGUGGAGGCGCUCGUCGAACAGAAUAUGGAUGUGCGCAUGACGAUGUGGCACGCUUUUGUGGCUGCACCAACACCUGAUCAAAGUGAACCAGAUGGGACCAGUCUCCUGCUCAGCAGCAUUGCGCACUUACCGAACACAACAUUAGCAUCGACUAGCAAGGCGCCCCGCUUCGACCCAUACCAGUAUCUAUUCGCUAUGAUGAUUCUCAGCUACAUCCUGCACGGAAGUGAGACAUCCAAGGAGUUUGCGCGCCGGGUGUGUUUGAAUGCCGAGGGCAGGUGUGUGGCUGAUGCGUCGGUGCCCUCAUCGGACGACGACGAACCAGCGACACUCGUGCAUGUGGUAGUGGGAAACUUGGCCAUGGCACUCCGCGAGCAGAGCGAAGCCGUACGUCGAGAGCGUGCUGCACAGGAUCUGAAUGGCAAUCCGUCCCGAGACUGGACCAAGCUGAUCGUUGGUUAUCUUUCUUUGCUGAGCAUGUGGCUUUGGCAGAGCUCUGCGAGUAUUUCUGACCUGCUAUCAGAGAGUGCGAAUUUGCAGGUACUAAUUCAACCGGCAGCACAGACGACUGGGGUUGACCCACUUAUCCAGGGGCUCUCCGCGUUUGUGCUUGGAACUGCUUACGAGUUCAAUACGCUACAAAGCUCCACAUCCGACGGCUCGACGGCGCCGACAGCCGAUGAGCAAGAAGGCCUGCUCACACGGCAAGCAAUGCAUCCAAUCCUACACUCACGCAUCGGUGCUGAUCAAUUCAGCACUCGCAUUCAAGCGGUGAAGAAUGACAAGCGCUUCUCGUCGUGUUCACCCGAGACGUUGGAACUUGUUGGGCGCCCAUUAGGCGAAAAGUCCGCAUCGCCAGGUCCGGCUGACACUAUGGAGGAAGACAUCUGGUUCACGUGGCCUUUUGUGGAGUUCUGGAAAGACAAUUACGUUCGCAUCCAGAAGUCCAUUCUCAAUGAGCCCCAGGCCACAACGGCCGCAGACACAGAGGCCUCUGCUGAGCUGCUAGAUGCGAGGCAGCGACUCAUGACUAUGGAAGCGCAACUUGCGCGUGCGCAAGCAGAAGCAGGUAUUGUCGACAAGCUGCGUGCUGAUCUGGCGCAAGCGAAUGAAACGGCUGAGCUAGCCAAAAAGGAGCACGCUGCAGCGCAGAGGGAACUCCAUGCAGCACAUCAUGCACAUGAAGCACGCGAAAAUGAAUGGAACGCUGAGCGGGAAGCACAACAGGCCGAAUGUGCGCACUGGCGUGAGGCUUGUGAAGCGACCAAAGCCCAACUUGUUUCAGCUUGUUCCGAUCUCGAUGCAUUGCGUGAGCAGCUUGCUAAAGGCAGGAAAGAAGCUCCAUCGGAAGAUGCAGUGUCUCUUCGAGCGCUUGAAGCGUCACGUCAAGAAACAGCCGCUGCCCAAGCACAUGCAACCCACCUCGAGCAGACUGUGAAGGAACAAGAACAACGUCUCCAAAACUUGAACGGACGUAUCGCUGAGCUCGAGCAGGCUGUAUCAUCCGUCUCUUACGAUGAAUUGAAGAAGGACUAUGCUCGGAUUGAGUCUGAAAACGAAGAUCUACUCGUCCUUUUGGAUGAAAUCACGCAGAAACGCGUGCGUGAUAAGAAUGAAAUGCGCGCCGCCGGCUGGACCGUAAGUGACAGUGAAGAUGAUAACUUGGAUGAGUGA